AUGAAAUGUCUUGCCCAGUUCCCAUCCAUCUUGGCCAUCUAUUGCUUUUGCCUGCUACAAAUUCCUUCCUCAGGAUUUCCUCGACCUUUAGCUGAUGCUUCAGAUGGCCUGGAUAUUGUGAAGUUUGAGCGGAUGGCAUAUUGGGCAAGUCUUUCUAGACAACCUAAGGAUAAUCAAGACAUAUACAAAAGGUUUUUAUUUCACUACUCCAGAACUCAGGAGCCAACACAUCCGGUUAAAACAGGGUCUCCCCCCGUGCACCCUCUAAUGCGUCUGGCAGCCAAGCUUGCUGAUCGAAGGAUGAAGACAUUUUGGCGGCGCGAUUCCAGGGCCACUGCAGCGGAUUUUACCAAAAAGGAUUACACUGCCACCUCGGGAAGACCGUUUUUCCUUUUCAGGCCAAGGAAUGGAAGAAACCUUGCCUUUGACACCUCGUAG
Molecule: messenger RNA, 438 nt
Organism: Rangifer tarandus platyrhynchus (Svalbard reindeer)
Lineage: Eukaryota; Metazoa; Chordata; Mammalia; Artiodactyla; Cervidae
Source: the annotation of a GenBank genome assembly